CCUCAUCUUCGCUUAAACGCCGAUGCCAGCCAGUAUUCUUCUACUGCUCUUUAUCCUUGUGUUCUGUUUGUCAAAUAAUGGUGUGCACGCCUUUGGGGCAGGCAACAUUCCUUCAUAUGCAUUUGUCGAAGGCAAGGCAUUUAGGCAUGGUGAUAUCGAGGAUGCGCUUGCAGACCUCGUGAAGAAGGGGGUUGGUGGAUUCGCACUUUCCAGUCUCAUUGGAAAGGGUCCCAAGUUUGGUGGCCUCGACAUUAAGCGCGUAUAUUUUGGCAAUUGGUUGAGAGAUUACAGCCAGGCUGUUGACAUCAGUACACUGAAGAAAACGAAUCUGCAAACGAUCCUCAAUUUAGUUAUGGUGCUCGGGUUUAUGGCCAAUGGAUAUGCCACUGGGGAAUUUGAAGUUACACCAGAGAGACUGGGUGCAUAUUUACCAACAGAACAUAUUGAUAACCCGAAAGGUUAUGGAGAGGGAGAAGAUGCACGGCAGUAUGACCCCAGACUGCGCGGCCCUGUCCACCCUGAUGAACUCGCCAUCGAUCCGCAGACAGGAAUGAAAAACUAUAUCGCAAAUGAAAAUGGCCAUUGGGAUACAUCUAAGUCCCUCGUGCGUAGAGUACUCCAGCAGUGCAUUUACCUCGGCAGGAAAUAUAAGAGUUCUGGAGAUAACGCGGAUCAAUACGAGGCGUUUAGGCUCCUCGGACAAGCUCUCCACACCCUUGAAGACUUCCCUGCGCACUCUAAUUUCUGCGAGCUUGCUCUUGUUUCCAUGGGACACGGUGAUGUAUUUGUGCAUACUGGUGAUGCCGUACGAGUGCGAGCACAUAACGGAAAGAUGGUCGCGCCAAUCGUUACUGGAACGUUUGGAUCGAGUGAUUUUAUUCACAGCCUGCUUGGAGAGGCUACCGAUCACAUCAGUGAAGCUUCUGUCACGGAUCUCAAUAAAGAGUUUGAUCGUGCACGAUCUAAAUCUAAUUCGUCGAGUGCCAUACUCCGCGAUGCUUUCCUUAAACUUCCUGGUGGAAGUGGUGAUAAGAUGCGCGGCGAUAUGGAAGGCAUCGAGCGCAUGCGCACUGGGAUGGAACGUGGGGAUAGGCGGCCUGAGGACAUGAGCCCGCAAGAGUUGCAUAGCGUGCUGUGGAAGAUCUUGAGCUUCAGAGAUUCUGUCAUGAAAGGCAUAUCGGGGACGUUGGAGAAGAUCCCUGGACUGAACUCGAUUGUAGAGAAGAUUCAAGAUUCAAUUUCUGUGUUCGUUUUCACUACUUUGGAGCCUUUUUUGAAACCAAUCCUGGAGACUGCGACGGCUGGACUAUCAUCGGCCUCGUCGGAGGUUAUCAACAAGCAUGAUCAAUAUGAGGUGUUCAACAACCCGUACGCUAGCGACCCCACGCAUUCUUUCCUUAGCAAAGAUCACUUCAACUUGAUCCUAAAUGAACCUGCCGGUAAUAUCGCAAAAAUCAUUCUUAAACAUACUGUGAAUUUGGUUACGAAGGCCUGGGACGACAGUUCACUCGAUGUGAACCAGGUCACAGAUCAGGCUUUGCAGUGCCUCUUCCAUCCCGACUUUCACCAGUCUUCUUUCGUAGUCCAGCAUGAAAUGCUGGAAUACAUGAGAUCGUGGGUGCAGAGUCUCGGGCGUAAUCAGCACGCCAUACUUGCACGUCUCACGAAGGAAUCGGUGCGAGCGCAGAACAGCACUCGGUUAGCCGCCGAUGGGAGUGCUCCCGUUUCUCAUGCACAGAAUGCGCAGAUGCAGCAGGGCAUCCAGGGGUUUGCGCAGGGGAUUCCCGGUGCUACACAGAUGCAGGGUCUGAUGAACAUGGUGGGUGGGUCUGCGGGGACGGGACGAGAGGGCGGUCAGUCCAGUGGGCAGCCCGGUUCCUACUACUCGAGGCCAGAGACAACCGUCUCGUAUGGGACUGUACAAACUACCAGCUCGAGCUACGCGCCUCCUUCAGCCCCACUGCCACCGUCAGCGGCAUAUGCCCCUGGUUCGCAUGCGCAGCACUCGCAGAGUGGGCCAUUGUUCCAUUCGCCUCCUGCCCAGAGCCAGUACGCACCGUCCUACGUGCAGCCGUCCCCUUCCAUGUCAUCAUCAUUCACCAGCGCGAGCAGCACGUACACACAGAACGUGCAGGGUGUGCCUGGUGGGUAUCCGAGCGCCAGACCUUUCGGCGGAUAUCCACCUCCGUCGUCGAAUGCUCCAUUUAUAGGCGGGUACCCGAGCGCUAGACCUACAAGCGGCUAUCCGCCGCCAAACAUUCCAUCACCAACUUUUCCACCUGCAGGUGAUUACUCUACAUCACACCGUCCGCAAGUAAGCGGCCCACCUCCAGGUGAAUUCCUUGACGAACAUCGUGGCACCCACGGUCACGAGUUCCCCGAAGCGCCGGUGUAUGGUAGCCGUUAUGAGCAACAUGCGUUCGAUAACGAUGAUCGGGACCAACAACAGGCUUCCUUCCCGUCGCCAGGAGGCUACUCCCCGCGAAAUGAUCCGUAUGAUAAUAGGAGAUGGUGAAACACUCGAAGAGGCGAGCAAAUGAAUACAUGUUUAAUGAUGUAUGUUUUUUGUGUCAUGUAGCACAGGAAUUUGGUAUCAUGUCUGAAGCAGCGAACAUUUUGAGUACAUUGAAUAAGUU
Suillus discolor is the source of this 2636-nucleotide messenger RNA. Its product is annotated as Het-C-domain-containing protein. NCBI's taxonomy places the organism in Eukaryota, Fungi, Basidiomycota, Agaricomycetes, Boletales, Suillaceae. The coding region runs from base 23 to 2515 and encodes 830 amino acids. The record is from RefSeq and is a predicted model, not a curated record. The transcript is spliced from 23 exons.